AUGGAACCUGAAGUUCCCGCAUCCCCCGAAUCUUCAGCGUCAGAUAGCGAAUCCUACAACACAGAAUCGGCGCGCCUCUACUUUGGCCCGCUCAAGACUCCCGAGCGAAAAUUUGUGGCUUCCUCCAAGCAUCUCUUUCCACCUGUGCAAACCCCGCCGCUUCGUCGUUCGCCGCGCCUAUCAAGUCCUCGGCCAAGAUCAGUCACCCCAGUCGAUGCAGAAGAUACAGCAGAAGAGAAUGAAGAUAUCGAGCGUGUAGCUCAGCUGGUAAAUGGAGACGAGGAGGACGAUGAGGACACGUCGAACUCGCAGUCUGGGACGCCACAGAGGGGUGAUAUCACGCCGGAUGAACCGUCAUCUGCGUUGGCAGAAAGGAUAUCCCAUGCCCCUGACAAUCCCUCACCGCCACCAAGCCCUCCCGCUGCACUGACGCUCUUCGAUCCCUUGCACACGAGCUUCCUGGAGACCUCAGGGGACUACCAAGCCGACCUUAUGUCUCUUAGAAUCAACGAUGGAACCGAAGGAGGGGGUGCAAAUUCCUUGGUCGCAUUCACGGGCACAGACCCACCAUCUCUUUUGAUGUCGGCGCCAAUUCCAACUCGGUCUGCAGAGGAGCACCUGCUUCAACGAGACUUGAUAUCAUUUGACUCCUUCACCGACAUUCCUGCACCCGUCUUCCCUGAUAACGACAUGACCCUCAAUUCCCCGUAUCCUGCCCCUCAGCAGGCCCUCUCUGUGGACGACAUGUUCUCACAUUCGCCGAACCGCAACACACCAGGCCCGCAAGAGGCAAUUCAUAUUCCUGUCCUGAUAGUCGAGCCGCCGAAGGAGGUCAUUCACACAGAAGAUGAAUGCAUGGCUGUUGACGCAUAUUACCCUAAGGAAACGGCUGUUGAGAUGGAGCACGAUCACAUCCCGCCAACUAAUGAGCUCAUUCAGCCGCAAAGUCAUGAGAGCGAGCAAAUGGACGUCGUGCAGCCUGCCGCGCCACAAGCUAGCCUGGGAGAUGAAUUAAUGACAACACCCUUGCGCAGAUCUAUGCGUCCUCGAAGAAGCGUGUCGCCGCAUCCUCUCCCUGCACCUCUACCGGUUUUUGUCCCUCCCUCGCCGUCCCCUGCGCGUACUCAAGUCAAGAAAAGGGUCACUAAUAUGCCUGCAGAUGAUGAGAUUGUAAGCGACUCCCAGGAUGAAGGAGAAGGCCUCAGAGCAUCACCUUCACGAACGACACCGACCUCCAAUCGAAUUAGACAGCGCAGUCCAGGGAAGGCACCGUUGUCCUUUCACAGAGCACUUGGCUCUCUUUCUCCGACUUCUGCAAAUGUUUUGUCCACGUUGGCCUUCAGCGCAGAUCAACCUUCCACGAGCAACACCGAAUCGCUGUCUUCCUCCAACCCUCCAUCCAUGUUUUCAUUUUCCGUGUUCUCGGCUGAAGCGUCUGCCGCACCGAGCACACCUGUGCGUUCUGACGGUCCUAUUCGAUUCUCUAGCCCCUCCAAAGGUUCUCCCAGUAAGCUGCAGCUACAGACGCCUGCGCCCAACGAUCCUACCAAUACGCCUGCCCGCAGAAUACCGAUGGAACAGGCAAUUGCGCAAGGGCAUGUCUCUCCGGAAAAAGCCGCUCAGCUCGGAUUCAAAGCCAGUAUUAAUGGAACAACGCUGCCGUCCGUGUCGACACCAGCAAGGCGGGUUUUAAUCUCGGAGAGGACGGUAGUACCCUUGUCGAAAUCCAGUACCGUACGGCCUGCGAGUCCGCUCAAGGCAGGGCCCGUUCAGCGAGAGAGGUCGGCGGAGCCGAGUCAGAGAGUCAUGUCGUCUCUGAAGGGUAAGGAAAGGGCGGGUUCUGUCACUCAGGACUUGUCGUCGUCGGUCAUCAAGCCGGGCCAAUUGCCCUUCCCUAUAGCUCUUGCUGCGUCUGUGGUUUCUAGCUCUGUGGCAUCGCCAUCUUCAGCCCCUUCUGCUGCAAGGAGCGCGGUUGACCCACCAUCUAGUCCAGCCAAAUCGAGCCUUAAGCAGGUGACCAGCCGAAUACCGAGAAUUGGAGCAAAACCGUAUGCACGUACGGUAGAUCAGAAGGCUACGGAGAAAGCGAAGAGCACGAUCCCGAGGAUGGUCGAUCUGUCCAAGGUAUUCAAUCUUAUAGCUUUUGACAUCAGUCCGGUUCUGAUUUCUUUUCAGUCUGCGCCGAAGCCAAAGGUCAUGGAAAGUGUAACGAUUAUCAGAAGAGGCGUUAACAAGGCACCUGAAUCAAAUGUCCCUUCUGCUAGUUCCAGCUCUCGGGUGAAACCAACUAUCGUAACCUCGACGACACUGCUGAAGCGCAAGCGAGAGGCAGAGAGGUCUCCGGUCAAGCCUCGCCUCAUCACGCUACGGCAAGUCCCUCCAAUGCAGUCACCGAGCGAACCAUCAUCUUCUCAGAUCGCACCUGCACCUUCAACGUCUGCUGUUUCUUCGAAAAGCAAGAAACCUUCUGGGGGAACAAUUAGGAUACGUCGUGUGCCGGAUCCGCUGCCUAAGCCUCCAGUUGUCCCACAGCCAAAUCUACCUGAAAUCCUCACUCCUGUCGAACCUGGAGCCACGAUAAUUGUGUCUAAACCGCGAUCACCGCCCCAAGAACAAUCUAACGAAAAACUUCGACCAGUGACGCUUGAACCAGAGGUCCGAAGUGUCGACAAUGAUCACCUUCCACCUGGUUCCCCUAUGAAGCAGGAUCCACCACAGAACGAGCACGAGAAACCCGCACGAGUCGCGGCCCCGGCUAUCGUCGUCACUGAUACAACCUCAACCGCGGACUCCAACGUCAUUUCAGGCCUACGGCGUACCACUCGUUCUCGGCGGAUAGUCACGCAUGAUGUUAUCCCGGAAUCAAGCUCUCGAUCCUCUACGUCGCGUCGGAAAGCCGCUGUCUCAUUUCACUCGGACGACGUAUUCUCAAGCAUGAGCAUCACGGCACUGAAAGAUCUGACGACUUCCAAUACCGUCAAGAACCAGCAGUACCUUUCCGCCAAGCUCGAGACGGAGGUUAUUCGCAGGGAAGGUCUGAGGCCCGAGAGUCCUGCCGUUAAGAUUCGGACAAUAUCACAACGGCAGGAAGAGAAGGAAAGGCGGAGGGAAGAACGUGCACAACGGCGUGCGCGCAGGAGCGAUGAGAUGACUUCGAGUGACGUCGAGCCGUCGAGUGACAUAGGGUAUUCUAGCCCGUGCGAGGAAGAGAGCUCUGACAAAAAGGGUGAAUCACUGAUGAAGCACCAACGUGGGGCAGGGGACGAAGAUGAUUAUGAGACCCCUGAAAGACCAGAUUGCAGACGACGAUUGUUCGAUGAUCGGUCGACACCCGUUCCUCAAUCGCCUGUGCGAAGAGUCCAAUGGGAUAGAGGGCUAUUCACAACGGUGUAUAUCGACGAGGUCAAGCUCGGAAGCCGGCAGACGCUGAAGGAGAAUAGGGACUUGAAGGGUAUUCUAGCCCCGACAGCGAAGGCUCUUCGACUAGACAUGCUGGGAAAUUUGCUUCAGGUAGACACCCCACUUACGGACCUCGUACAAGAGAACAUCACUGUAAAGAAGUUCGUUUACGACAACGACAUCCCUGUCCGACCUCCACCCCCAGUGGCGAAGAGCACACGGUCAAAGGGCAAAAAGAAAUGA
This is a messenger RNA of Cyclocybe aegerita, 3642 nucleotides long. Lineage: Eukaryota; Fungi; Basidiomycota; Agaricomycetes; Agaricales; Hemipholiotaceae. The record is from the annotation of a GenBank genome assembly.